Molecule: messenger RNA, 3760 nt
Organism: Leguminivora glycinivorella
Lineage: Eukaryota; Metazoa; Arthropoda; Insecta; Lepidoptera; Tortricidae
Gene: Hsl
Product: hormone-sensitive lipase
Biological process (GO): cholesterol metabolic process; triglyceride catabolic process
Cellular component (GO): cytosol
Molecular function (GO): triacylglycerol lipase activity; sterol ester esterase activity
Source: RefSeq, a predicted model, not a curated record
CUCGCUCGCUCGUGCCGUUAAUUGACGUAAGGGAGCACUGCGAAAAGGCGAAGUAUUCGCAGUUUCGUCAAUUAACUCCAUUACCAAUAAUGAACAACUGUAUAACCAAUAAAAUCGGUUGACGGAAGCUCAACAAAAUCUUUACACAAUGGCAGUAACCUCACAUAGCGGAGCAUUCUAUGAAACUGAAGUUGUUUAGUCGCGGGGCGCGCGGGCUCGGUCACGGCUUGGCGAAGUUCUCAAAAUACUCGAAGAUGUCGUUUACGGAGUCUCCGGCUAAAGCUGCGUUGUGCUGCGAGGAGACGGCGGACGGGGCUCCACCAUCGUUCGCGAUGUACGAGGCCCUGAAGGACUCAUGCCAGAACAACGCGACGUUCUUCCAGCCGGACGACAGUGAGAACGGCCAACGUCUGUACCAGGGGUUCAUGACUCUCAUAGAUCACAUAGACACUGUUUGGCCGCUGGUGGAUCAUGUACGCAAGGUAGCACCGCAGUACGAUUUCGACGCGACAUCCCCCGGCAAUGGGUACAGAAGCUUCGUCUCCGUAGUGGACUCGUGCGUAUUGCACGGGUUGAAACUGAGUCGCCAAGUUUGCACGGGCAGAGACGCCUUGCUGUUCCGAAAAGGGUAUUUCGUUAGGGAAAUAGAAUCGUGCGGGCAACUCCUCGCUUCCCUUGGCACGUGCUUGCACCAUGUUCACACUUUGCUAUCAUGGGCGCCUCCGGGAGACCUAUUCCCGUCCGAGGCACGGUCGCCUGAGGAGCUGUUCUCACAGGCUGAUACCAUCAAUCAGUACUGCUUCUACGGUCGAGCUCUGGGCUUCCAGUUCCUACCCUCAAUGCGCGGCAUCCUAAAAGGCAUAUCGAUCUGCAUGGCGGGCUUCUCCGAAGGCUACUACAGUCACGGCAACCUGAUCAGCUCAGUGUGGACGGGCGGGCAGUAUCUGAUCGACCCGGAGAUGCGAGCGCGGCGGAUAGUCAACAUAUCGCAGUCGGCUAGCGUCGAGUUCUGCAAGGCGUUCUGGUUCCUGGCUGAGAGCGAAAUAAUGAAACGCGUGCCCAGCCUAAUGUCCUCAACGGUCGCCGUCAACAAAGUGAUCACCAUACCACCCGAACCUGUGACGGUGACCACCACAGAAGGAAAGGAGCUGACCGUCCUACCACCCACCGUUCAUUUAGGGCUACAGAGCCUAAACGUCAGGCUUAUUAGUGUUAAUAAGAGAAUUGGUAUGAGUGGCGAAGGCACAUCAUCUCUCCCAGCAGCCGAAGGCGUCCUUUUCCACUGUCACGGCGGCGGUUUCGUGGCUCAAAGCUCCAAGUCUCACGAAAUGUACCUCCGAGAAUGGGCGGCGAAGCUAAACGUGCCUAUAUUGUCUGUGGACUAUAGUCUGGCACCCCAGGCGCCGUUCCCUAGGGCGCUAGAGGAGGUUUUCUACGCGUAUUGCUGGAUGCUGAAUAAUUUUAACAUUAUUGGUACUACUGGUAAAAGAAUAGUCUUCGCCGGCGACUCAGCAGGCGCGAAUCUCCUAGCGAGCUGCACUCUCAAGAUCCUAUCGAACGGGUUGAGAUGUCCAGAGGGCUUGUUCCUGGCGUAUGCUCCUUUGUUAGUGAGCUUCACACCGAGCCCCGCCAGACUGUUGUGCCUCAUGGACCCGCUACUGCCUUUUGGCUUCAUGAUGAGGUGCCUUAAAGCGUACGCGUGUCCGAACCCAAACAGUGGCACUGGCUGCGGCCACAAAAACUGCAACUGUGCUAAAACUGGCCACACUACCUCUAACGCUACGACACCUCUGGACAGCAACGGCUUUCUCAAAGUCAGUCCUUCACAAGAAGGCAUAAGCGAAGGUCCAUCAUCGUUCGAAGAGGUAUCACCAUCAGACCUUGCGGAGCUUCAAGCUCACAAGUCCGGCAGCGAGCGACGACAGUCUUCAGACACGACUAUCAGCGCUGCCUCGUUACAAAGCGAACAUACCGCCACUGGUUUCUCGCCACCCGAAGACAAGUCUCAACAAGUAGUCUCUGACUUUCUAGAGCGUUAUGUGUUGGAUAGCGACACAGACUCGGAAGGCCGUCGCAUACCCGUGAUUAAGCCCAACAUUGGACAGGAGGAGAACAGCCAUAAAGAAGCGGAGUCUGAAAACUCAAGUACACUGGUCGGUGACCUGCCAUUGGAAGAUCCAGACCGCGAGAACAAGAAAAGGAUAAAAACGCGGAUCAGCGAAGCUGCCACAGGCAUAAUGGGUGCCAUGUCAUCGCGGCUAGCGUACAUCACGGGCUCUAACAAUAUUACCAGGACAACACAGGAAGAGUUAGCAGUACGUUCGAAUUUAGACGCCCUAAUCGCGCGCAGUCCAUCCGACGAGUUCAUAUUCUCAGUGCCUCGCGAUCCGCUAUUAUCUCCGUACUGGGCAGACGACAAACUGCUGAGCCGGUUUCCGCCCUGCAGAAUAUUGACGGUACACUUGGACCCAUGCCUGGACGACUGCGUGAUGUUUGCCAAGAAGCUGAAGCGGCUUGGAAAUGUCGUCGGCAUCGACGUGCUUGAGGGACUGCCGCAUGGCUUCCUUAACUUUGCUUUAAUGGCCAAAGAAGCGAACGAGGGUUCGAAGCUCUGCGUGGAACGGAUAAAGCAGCUGCUAGACUUGGAGAGCGCGCCGCCCGACCGCCGCUGAUGACGCUGCUGCGGCACCUGCCUCGACACGGUGUAGUGCCAGCCUUAUCGUUUACUAGAGGUUAAAGAAGGACAACAUCUGAUCACCAUUGGUGCGUACUAUAUUUUGGAUCGGGGCUAGUUGAAAAGUGGCCGAUCAUUCAGUGACUCUCUUGUUUAUAGGCGCUUGUGACACUGCUCCAUACUUCGGAAUGACGUCCGUUGAUGCUGCGAUUUUACUUACUGUACAAUUUCGAUUUGAUUGAAAAAAUCGCAUAACUAACAGAUUGGCUCGAAAAUGCGUUGCGCGCCGCAUGGUAUGCUAUUAUAGCGAGCUCCACAGCGUACACAUUUUUGUACUAGUAGAUACGAUUCGUCGCGCGUCGCAGUUCGGACGAAGAUACGAAACUAUGGGAACACCGUACCGUCGUGGUUGAACGGCAUGCGAAGUCUAUGCCCCAUAGACAUAGAGAACUUUUGUCUUACGCUAGUACUGAUAGUGACUUCCGGUUAGUACUAGCAUCCAAAAGUGAGAUGUAUAAGUAUAGUUUUCUUUGCCCAUUACUGACGGAAAAGUUGUCAGCCAGAGAAGACGCGGGCGCUUAUUUCAGUUGUGUCAACUUUUGGGCGAAUCAACUUUUUGACUGACAGUUUAGCGUUUCUGACGUGACUCAAUGAGCGCAUUAGUGCAGUGAAAACGAUUACAAUAAUUUCAUAAUGCAGAGAUUGUGAAGCGUGCAUCUAAAAUAAUAAACGUCUGUUCAAAAUGUGUGAAAUCCCAUUGCAGUACUAUUUUUAAAAACAACACAGGGUUGUAAAGAGAAAUACAUACCUAUUCGGAAUUACUAUUUAUGAAUCGAUUGCUCUUGUUCCGAACAGAUGAUUGUAUUGUAAUACUUAUGUGCACUUCGGUUAUUAAAUAAUGCUCAAAAAAAGUAGUAACAGUCAAAUCUCUACAAACAGUCGUCCGCACUUAUAUCUCUUGAAUACUAUUAAUAUUGGCUACCUAUUCUAAAAUUAUAAUCGUGCCUGUUGUGUGUAUUUUUAGUAAUUAUCCAAUUCAUGCAAAAUACUUUUAACGACGUUUUUUUUUAAUUUUUUGGCAAUCGC